UAAAUUCAUGCAGAGAAAUCUGACUUCAGAUAAGAGAUUAUUGUCACGUCAGGACAUCAAAAUGGGUGGUCCGAUUUUGAUGCGGCUUCAUUAUUUUAUAUUACAUUUUAUUUUAAGUAUAUCGCAUAGUCAAGCUAAUGACAUUUUGGGCUGCGGAGGAUUCGUUAAAAGUCAUGUCAGCCUUGAUGUAUCAAAUAUUGAAUUAGGAUUAUAUACCAAAGAAGGCAGCUUGGUUGAAAAAACGGAAUGUGCACCUACCAAUGGGUAUUACUUCUUACCCUUAUAUGAGAAGGGAGACUACAUAUUAAAGGUCCAUCCCCCAGCUGGGUGGAGCUUCGAACCGUCACAGGUCGAACUAUCUGUGGAUGGAGAGACUGACCUGUGCUCUAGAGGUCAAGACAUAAAUUUUUCUUUCAAUGGUUUUGGCAUAACCGGAAAAGUUAUAACAGCUGGUCAUCAAGAGGGACCUAGUGGUAUUUCUGUGCAAUUGGUGAAUGAUAAAGGAGAGGUUAGGAAUACUGUUACUACAGCUGGUGGUGAUUUCAACUUUACACCAGUGAUUCCAGGAAAAUAUGUCUUAAAAGCAUCGCAUGGCAGAUGGAAGCUAGAGCCAUCCCAGGCCACAGUACAAGUGAAGGAAGGUAACACUGUAUUGCCAUUGGGAGUUCUUGCAGUGAAAGGAUAUGAUGUGUCAGGAUCAAUCACAUCAUUUGGUAGUCCAAUCAGCGGAGUUUAUGUUUUGUUGUAUUCCAAAGAGGAAAAUCCCAAGUUCCGAGUGGAGGGAUGCAAAACGGCUCUCCUACAAGGUGUUCCAGAUUCACCAAUCUGUCACUCCGUUACUGAUGCAUCAGGGGAGUUCAGCUUUGGCCUUGUACCUGCGGGAGAGUACAAAUUGGUGGCGUUAACCAAAUCCCCUGGUCAAGCGACAGUAACAUUUAAUAUUAAACCGGAGAAUGUUGCAUUCACUGUUCAACAUGACAGCCAAUAUAUAAAGAAUGCUUUUGAGGUGACAGGCUUCAAUUUAGUUGGAACGGCUUAUGCGUCAAAGGGUGGUAAGCCAGUGUCUGGUGCGCGAGUGUUACUUGCGGGACAGGCGGUGGCCACAAGUGACGCUACUGGCAAAUUCUCACUGUCCGGACUCAAGCCCGGGAAUUAUAUUGUCAGUUUGCAACAUGAGCAUUGCGAGUGGGACGACUUGGAGGUGCGCGUGAGCACCAGCGGCGCAAGCGCAGUGUCGCCGGUGGCGGCGCGCUGGCGCGUGUGCGGCCGCGUGGCGCCGCCGCGCCGCCUCGCGCUCGCGCCCGCCGCCGCGCCCGCCGCCGCCCACCGUGUGGACGCGGCGCCCGACGGUAAAUGGUGCACAUACUUGGCGCCGGGAACUUACACUGCGAAAGUGGAGGUCACUGAACAAGAACACAGAGAUGGGUUACAGUUCUACCCCGAAUGGCAGCAAGUGGUGGUAGCCGCGGGCCCAGUGGAAGACAUAUCGUUCUCGCAACUCCGCGCCACCGUGGUGGGGAGGGUCGUGUGCGACGAGUGCAAGGACGCUAAGGUGACUCUGCGGAACCUGGCCGCCGACGGCAGCUAUGUGGGGGAACCCAUGUAUACGGAUGUUAAAGUGGACGGCAGCUACACGUUCGAGCAGGUGAUGCCGGGCAGCGUGGAGGUGAGCGUGCGAAGCGAACGCGAGGCGUUCUGCUGGCGCGAGGAGACGCACAACGUGGCGGUGGCGGCCGAACGGGCCACCGUGCCCGACUUUGUGGCCACUGGACGCAUGCUGAAGAUCACCACCACUCAUGAUAUAGAGGUGGAGUACAGCGGGUCAUUCUUAAUUUUAAAAGACAUUAAUAUAAUAUAUUUGUUAUAUAUUACACAGUCGGUAUCAUUCCGCGCAGUGGCGCACGCGAGCACGGUGCGCGUGUGGAGCUCGGCGAGCGGGGAGCUGUCGCUGCUCAUCGAGAAGGAGACGUCGGGCGACGCCGUCGGUGACGCGCUUGGUGACGCGCUUGGUGACGAGCCGCUGGUCGUGCCGCUCACACCGGUGGCGGCUGAGGGCGGCUAUGUGUAUGAGCACACGCUGUAUCUGGCUGACGGCGAGGCGGUCCGCGUGACGCCGCAGUCGGGCACGCUGCUGGCGGCGCCGCGGCGCGCGCGCGUGGCGGGGCGCGGCCGCUGCGAGGCGGGCGCCGCCUUCCGCGCCGCGCCCGGCGUCACGCGCGCCGGCCGCCUGCUGCCGCCCGUCGCCGGCGUCACCGUCACGCUCGCCGCCGACGAUUUCAAGCUUACCCAAGUAACAAAAGAAGACGGCUUGUACAGUUUCGGACCGCUGGAAGCUGAUAAACAGUACACGGUCAGCGCUGAGAAGGAAUCGUACGAGUUCAGUACGCCUGAUGAGGAAGGGAAUAUUGUGGCCAAUAAGCUCGCUGAGAUUGAAGUUAUAGUGGUCGAUGAGGCUGAUGACUCGCCUUUGGAGGGCGCGCUGAUCUCGGUGUCGGGCGGCGUGUACCGGCGCACGGUGGCGAGCGCGGCGGGCGGGCGCGAGCGGUUCGGCGCGCUGCCGCCGGCGCAGUACUACGUGAAGGCGAACAUGAAGGAGUACCGCUUCGCGCCGCCCAGCCACAUCGUCGACGUGCUGCCGCCGCCGCACGAGCCCCCGCGCCCGCUGCUCUUCAGGGGCCGGCGCGUGGCGUGGUCGGUGUCGGGGCGCGCGGAGUGGGCGGGCGGCGCGGCGGCGGGCGCGCUGGCGCUGCGCGCGCGCCCCGCCCGCCCCGACGCGCCCGCGCUCGACGCCACCACCUCCCCCACGGGAAACUUCAGGAUUCGUGGUCUCCUGCCUUCUAUCCAGUAUACGUUGGAAUUGAAAGAAAGUACAUCUCCGGAGCUUGCCGGAAUCAAACUUGUGAAAGGACCCGGGCCUAUUGAAGUGAAAGGCAAGGACAUAGAGGGCGUGCAGCUGAUCGUGAUCCAGCCGACGCUGAGUACGGACGUGACGGUGCUGGUGCGCGCGGCCGCCGAGCACUACCGCACGCUGAAGCUGACGCUGGCGGCGGAGGGCGGCGAGCGGCCGCUGUACAGCGCGCGCCUGGAGCCCGCGCCGCAGCCGGGCGCGCUGCUCGCGCUGCCGCGCCUGCCGCCCGACGGCCGCGCCUACGUGCUGCGCCUCGAGACCUCGCUGUCCCGCCUCGCGCACGCCUACGAGGAGCCCGCCCUCUACUUCACCGCGGACGGCUCCGUCAAGCACUUCGACAUCGACUUCGUGGCCAAGGUGAAGUCGUCGGAGCAGGAGCUGCGCGCGAGCUCGUUCGCGCUGGUGCCGCUGCUGGGCGCGCUGGCGCUGGCCUACUCGCACCGCGCGCACCUCCUCGCGCGCUUCAGCCCCGACAGCGCCGCCCGCCGCCUGCCCAGGAGGAAGGCCCAGUAACGUGCUACCGCGCCGCCGCGC
This is a messenger RNA of Zerene cesonia (dogface butterfly), 3442 nucleotides long. RefSeq names its product nodal modulator 1. Lineage: Eukaryota; Metazoa; Arthropoda; Insecta; Lepidoptera; Pieridae. Gene Ontology annotation, molecular function: carbohydrate binding. Bases 8 to 3421 code for a protein of 1137 amino acids. The transcript is spliced from 18 exons. The record is from RefSeq and is a predicted model, not a curated record. Gene Ontology annotation, cellular component: endoplasmic reticulum membrane.